UACCUUUCCUCACCAUACCUCGACGAUGCUCACCUCGCGCGGCGCAGUAGCCCGCCUCUCCCGGAGAGCGGUCAGCUCGAAAAAGGCCACCGCUGCCUUUUUCUCCACUCUCCCCCGAGCUUCCCUCCCACAGUCGAAGACCCAGCAGCGCGCCGGCGCACGCCCGUCUUCUUCUGCUGUCCCCUCGUCUCGCAACUAUGCGACCGAGUCCAAGGCAGUCGUCGGCUCCGUAAAAACCGUCAUUGGUGCCGUCGUGGAUGUGCAGUUCGAGACCGAGAACCUUCCCCCCAUCUUGAACGCCCUGGAGGUUCAAGACUUCUUCGGCGGCCGGCUCGUCCUGGAGGUUGCUUCUCACCUUGGUGAGAACACCGUCCGUACCAUUGCCAUGGACGGUACCGAGGGUCUCGUCCGUGGACAGAAAGUCGUCGACACUGGUGCCCCCAUCCAGAUUCCCGUCGGUAGCGCCACCCUCGGCCGUAUCAUGAACGUCAUUGGUGAAGCCAUUGACGAGCGUGGUCCUAUCAAGGGUGUCAAGCUGUGCCCGAUUCACGCCGACCCCCCUGCCUUCGUGGACCAGUCCACUGAGGCCGAGGUCCUCGAGACCGGUAUCAAGGUCGUCGACCUGCUCGCUCCUUACGCCCGUGGCGGAAAGAUUGGUCUCCUCGGUGGUGCUGGUGUCGGCAAGACCGUGUUGAUCCAGGAGCUCAUCAACAACGUUGCCAAGGCUCACGGUGGUGUGUCCAUCUUCUGCGGUGUCGGCGAGCGUACUCGUGAGGGUAACGACUUGUACCACGAAAUGAUUGAGACCGGUGUCAUCAAGCUCGACGGCGAGUCCAAGGUCGCCCUCGUGUUCGGUCAGAUGAACGAGCCCCCUGGUGCCCGUGCCCGUGUCGCUCUGACUGGUUUGACCAUUGCCGAAUACUUCCGUGACGAGGAGGGACAGGAUGUGUUGCUUUUCAUCGACAACAUUUUCCGUUUCACCCAGGCCGGUUCCGAAGUGUCUGCUUUGCUCGGACGUAUUCCGUCUGCUGUCGGAUACCAGCCCACGUUGUCCACUGACAUGGGUGGCAUGCAAGAGCGUAUCACAACCACCAAGAAGGGUUCUAUCACCUCCGUGCAGGCUGUCUACGUGCCCGCUGACGAUUUGACUGACCCCGCUCCGGCCACGACCUUCGCUCACUUGGACUCGACUACUGUGUUGUCCCGUGGUAUUGCCGAGCUCGGUAUCUACCCUGCCGUCGACCCUCUGGACUCCAAGUCCCGUAUGUUGGACCCCCGUAUCGUUGGUCAGGACCACUACGACACUGCGACUGCCGUCCAGAAGAUUCUCCAGGACUACAAGUCUCUCCAGGAUAUCAUUGCUAUCCUGGGUAUGGACGAGUUGUCUGAGGAGGACAAGCUGACCGUCGAGCGUGCUCGCAAGAUCCAGCGUUUCAUGUCGCAGCCCUUCCAGGUCGCGCAGGUGUUCACUGGUUACGAGGGCAAGCUUGUGUCGCUGAAGGACACCGUCCGUUCGUUCAAGGAGAUUCUCUCCGGCCAGCACGACUCCCUGCCUGAGUCUGCCUUCUACAUGGUUGGAACGAUCGAGGACGUCAAGACCAAGGCCGACCAGCUUGCCAAGGACAUGGCAUCCUAAAUGUCAACAAUUGUCUCGUUGAAGGGCAUCGGUCACAAAAUGGCGGUAGUGGGCGCGCGGAAUAAUUUUACUUUUGUCCUAUCGUACAUCUUAGAGAACCCGCCUUUCGUCUUGUCCCUCUACGUUGCAACAAAAAAUAACGUUAUUUCUGUCACGAGUGACGAGUCGUGUAACCGAGGACUGUUUGGG
This is a messenger RNA of Mycena citricolor, 1825 nucleotides long. Lineage: Eukaryota; Fungi; Basidiomycota; Agaricomycetes; Agaricales; Mycenaceae. The record is from the annotation of a GenBank genome assembly.